UUUUCACUCGAAAACGUGUCUAUUUUUAAAUAGCAUUCGGACGACACCGUGUAAUCUGGUAUUAUUUAAAAUUAUUUUAUUACUAAUACGUAAUUAUACACGCUUCUCUUUUAUACAACGCUGAUUUGACGUUCAGGGACGUUUAUUCGAAAACGAGGAUAACACGAAGUGAUCUGGCAACACAGAAUUUGCUGGGAAGGUUGGCCAGCGUUUGAGAGCGCCGUUAGGAGAUGUAUGCAUGCACAGUGUGUAGUGGAGACACUGUGGAGAUGCUCAGAAACCUGAAUAGAAAGAGCGCGGAUUAAAUCCUCGUCUUUUACGAACCAAGGAGCUUUAAAAAUAAAAUCCUCCUCGAAAGACCUACAGCAGUCCUUGGGGAGUUGGGUAAAAUCCAUGGUGGAUGUCCAUCAUGUUUCAUAAUGACUGUUUUAAAAAGGUGAGUAGUUGAAGUUUUUAUUUUGCUGCAGAUGAGUCUAAUCCUGUUUGCCAUGUGAGGAGUGAUAUGUAAGCCCAGGUGUCAUCCCACCUUGCGGGUGGUGGGGAGAAGAAAUGCUGUGUUCUAUUGCCAUGACAACAAGACUUAUCGUUCUAACCUGGCUCAUACAGACAUGUACAUGGGGCAAUCCCAUUGUGCCAGUUCCCAAGGCAGGGGAAAGGGAGCGGCUAGAGUGGGCACUAAGCCAUUCCAAGCAGGGCGAGGUGAACCCCAGUGGCCAACAGCGCCUGGAGGACAUUGAUAGUUUAGGACUAGAAGGGGUGAGAGGAGGCAACAAGACAAGCAGUAGCAAAAUGAAACCCACCUGGAGCUCCUUAAAGCGAGGAUCUAAACUUCAGGGAAAGAUUCUAGAGGUCUGGACUGAGCAGAACUCUGUAAGAAAAACUGAUGAAGAUCCAACAGGAGAGGCCAAUGCCUCAUUGGACACCACUGACGAGUAUGCAUACCCUGAUUAUAGAGGCAAGGGAUGCAUGGACGAGACAGGGUUUGUGUUUGCCAUUGGUGAAAAGUUUACUCCUGGACCCUCCACAUGCCCUUGCCUGUGCACGGAUGAGGGACCCCUGUGUGACCAGCCAGAGUGUCCAAAAGUCCACCCUCGUUGUCUGCGUGUGGACACCAGCCAAUGCUGUCCUCAGUGUAAGGAACAGAAGAAUUACUGUGAAUUCAGAGGAAAGACUUACACAUCACUGGAGGAGUUCAAGGUAUCUCCAUGUGAGAAAUGCCGAUGUGAACCCAGUGGGGAGGUUUUGUGUUCUGUCUCGGCUUGCCCGCAGACAGAGUGUGUGGAUCCUAUAUAUGAGCCUGACCAGUGCUGCCCAGUGUGCAAAAGCGGACCCAACUGUUAUGCGGACAAUGCAGUAAUCCCAGCAGGCCGUGAGGUUAAGAUUGACGACUGCACCAUCUGCUACUGCACGUACGAGGAAGGUACCUGGCGCAUUGAACGGCAGGCCACCUGUAGCAGGAACGAGUGCCAGCGGAGCUAGGGAUACCUCCAGCUUACACUACAAAACAGCCUUCACCUAGACAGCUGUCAAUCUGGGGGACGCAGCCCAGCUGGGCUCUGUAACGGCCCAACAGCAGCAUUGAGCCUCACGCACACUGGUGGGAUUUGGGGGGAUUACAUCUGUCAUGACUGUCAGUGACAGCUCGUCAUGAUCUGACCUCAGUAGCAUUGUUAGUUAGCCUCAGAGAAAGGCUAGUGGCCAGGCCACAUUGUUCUACAUUCCUCAUGCCGUUUCAGAGCCUGAAAUAUGACAUAAAGUGUCAUGUAAAGUGCUGUGUUCCUGAUACUGUUAUAUAAUUCACAAGCUGGAGCAAGGGGCAUGGGGGAUCAAUUCACUUAUAUUAUUACUUUGACUUUGUAUUGAGAUUUCUAACUAGUGUAAAAAAGAUAUUUAUUUACAUAUGUACUGAUAAAAUUGCGAAGACAGGAGGAAAUUUGAUUUACAGUUAAAUUAUAUUUUUUUAUAGCUACAGGAUUUUGAUAUGUUGUUAUAUAUAUAUAUAUAUAUAUAUAUAUAUAUAUAUAUAUAUAUAUAUAUAUAUAUAUAUAUAUAUAUAUAUAUAUAUAAAACAGGGUAAGAAUUUAGUGCUACUUAUUAGAAUGUAUACAGAAUAAACAGCUGUCACUGCGGAUGAAGGCAAAACAUUGUCAGACGUCAGGAAGACAAGCUGUAGCCAGCAAUCAAAUGAUAAACACACUUCUCAGCAUGUUACACAGCACAAUGGAUGUGAUAACAGUUUCAGCAAAUUAAAGGGGAAAAAUAGGAGCUGUUUAUGAUGUUUCUAUCUUAGGUUUUUCUUGUGCUCUGAACUGAAGUACAUUUUAACAAGAAAAUGUUUCUGUAUUUGUGUUUCCAUGUUUCAAAUAAAUCAAGUUACACUGUAAA
This is a messenger RNA of Tachysurus fulvidraco (yellow catfish), 2385 nucleotides long. It is a transcript of the gene vwc2, whose product is annotated as von Willebrand factor C domain containing 2. Gene Ontology annotation, cellular component: AMPA glutamate receptor complex. NCBI's taxonomy places the organism in Eukaryota, Metazoa, Chordata, Actinopteri, Siluriformes, Bagridae. The transcript has 4 exons. The record is from RefSeq and is a predicted model, not a curated record. Gene Ontology annotation, molecular function: protein binding. The coding region runs from base 550 to 1479 and encodes 309 amino acids. Gene Ontology annotation, biological process: negative regulation of BMP signaling pathway.